UUGAGGCGCUCAGAUAUUCAACCUUUGAUGCACGAGAUGGAAGAGGCUCAUAGCGCCAACGGUGCAGCCAAUGGCGAUGGGAAGCAGCCUGGGCUAUACCAAAAGUUCGGCAGCAAGUUGGGUGCCAUCGUUCAGCUGUUGAAGGAGAUCAAGUUGAAGGAUACGACAGCCAAAUGUAUCGUCUUUUGCCAGUGGGAUUCGCUUCUGGCGAACAUCGCUCGUGCCUUUCACGACUUCGGCAUCCGCUACGCGCGCUUGCACGGCUCCGUCUACGCGCGUACGCGGACGUUGGCGAAUUUUCAAGGAGCCAAGUCCAACGUCGAUGUUUUGCUGCUGUCCUUGGAGCAUAGUGCCAGCGGCACAAACUUGACAUGUGCCAAUCACGUGAUCUUGGUGCAUCCCAUGAGUGCAGAGAGCUCAGAACAGUCCAUCGCCUUCGAACUGCAGGCCAUCGGUCGUGUAAGGCGCUGGGGUCAACCACGGAACGAGGUGCACGUGUGGCGCUUCUGCACUUUGGGCACCAUCGAGGAGGAAAUCACGAAACAACAUCAGAAGGAGAUCUACGAGAGUAGUCAGAGUUUUGCCAUGGCCCAACUGGAGGCACCUCCAGCAGAAAGUGGGAACAGUCAGAGACCCAAGAGGAAGAGAGGUUCGGCGCUCGCAGCAGGGUGGUCCUGUGGAAAGUGCGGCCUUGCAAAUGAAGUGGGAGCAUUGCUGUGCUCCUGCGGUGCAAACAGACCAGGAUUGGCGGCCGUGACGGAGCCGGCCGUGGAGCGAUUUCAAAAGUUGAAUGCUCCUGCAUCCCUAUGCAUCGACUUGAGCGAUGAUGAAGCGAUGUAACGGUGAAGUCAAGUUAUGCCUGUACAUAACUCGUAGAAUGAGCUGGGCAAAGCGUUCCAGUGAAUGGCUCAAAACUCAUGGAAAUAUG
Cladocopium goreaui is the source of this 928-nucleotide messenger RNA. The record is from the annotation of a GenBank genome assembly. Lineage: Eukaryota; Dinophyceae; Suessiales; Symbiodiniaceae.